CUUUCAAUUAUCAGGAGAUUAUCUACCAGGGGUUAGAAUUUUUGGAAUGGAGGAGAAUAAUGAAAUGUUUUCUUCUUACCAGACCCCCUCCCCCCUUCCCCCGUCCCUCUCUCCGCUUGAGGGUUCCUGAGGACAAGGGUAUAAGAGGGGGUCGAUGUGAAAGCAUUUUUUCCUGAUAAAACCUCAGGUUACUGGUUUCUCCACUGUAGCAUUCAGUUGGAGUGUGUCUCGUGUGUGAGAGGAGAUUUCGUCUUCACAGUGUGUGUUUGAGAGAGAGAAGAUUUCUCUGAUUUUGUCAGUCGACAUGGAUCAUCUGGACAGAAGGCUGGCAGUGACUCUUCUCCUCUUCUCAUUCAUCUCGUUCUCCACUCAGAAAACCUCAAUCUCCUGGUGUGUAGUGUCGGAGGCAGAGGAGCAGAAAUGURUGGAUCUGGCUGGGAGUGCUACAGCUCGGAAUAUCAGAGGAACGCUGCUGUGCGUCCGUGGCCAGAGUCCCACAGACUGUAUGGAGAAGAUCAAGAAUGGUACAGCUGAUGCAGCAGCCAUGUUUGCUGAUGACAUCUACACAGCUGGCUGGUGCUAUGGACUAGAACUGGCUGCUGGAGAGUCUUACAACGGAGUGGAUGGUAUCAGCUACUAUGUUGUAGCUAUGGCUCGUCGCUCCUCCAGUGACCUGUCCCUGUUGGAGAUGCAUGAACGCAGCUCCUGUCACCCAGGGAUCGUACCAGGUGGGCUGGACUGUUCUAUUGGCUUCCUGGUCAACACCUCACAGAUCAGUGUCGAUGAACAAUGCAACUUUCCUAAAGGUGAGACCUGUGUCGGUGGGGACUUCUUUGGCUACAGCUGUGUACCAGGAGUAAAGGACAGAGAACACGACAGAGGACACCCUAAGAACUUGUGUGAAGCCUGCAUAGGAGACGACAGGAGACAUAUAUGUGUUAACAACCACGAGAGAGACACUAUGAGAGGCUGGGCAGAGGUAGGGAGGAGAGGAGGAGGAGAGGCUGGGCCACUGAGGUGUGUGGCUGAGAAUUUGGGCGAUGUGGCAUUUGUCAAACACACCACUAUUUCUGACAACAUGGAUGGCAACAAUAUGGAAUCAUGGGCCAUGGACCUGGAACUGGAGGACCUAAAGCUGCUGUGCCCGGAUGGCAGCGAGGCCGGGCUGUUUGACCAUGAGACGUGUCACCUGGCUGUGGUGCCAGCUAACGCUGUGGUGGUACGACUAGAGGACAAGUGUAGAGUCUGGGAAUAUCUGGAACGCUUACAGAAUGUGUUUGGGAACACCACCAUGUUCAGCUCAGUGGGCUACACCCAAUCAGAUCUCCUGUUUUCUGACUCCACCCACCACCUGCUCAGGGUUGUGGGUUGUUACACUUCCUGGUUGGGUCCUACAUACACCACUGUCCUGCAGGCCUUUGAGUGUGAAAGUUUGUGCUGAUCCUUCUAGAAAGAUAUCAACCAGCAUCCUCUCAAUCUCUCCCCUCAAUAUCUCUCCACAUCUUUCUUUCCCU
Molecule: messenger RNA, 1514 nt
Organism: Salvelinus sp. IW2-2015
Lineage: Eukaryota; Metazoa; Chordata; Actinopteri; Salmoniformes; Salmonidae
Gene: otomp
Product: otolith matrix protein
Biological process (GO): iron ion transport
Cellular component (GO): plasma membrane; early endosome; recycling endosome
Source: RefSeq, a predicted model, not a curated record